UUGACAUGUAAGACUUUUGACAUUAUAUCAAACAAAUUUUGAAAUUUAUUCAUCGGAGCACUAUUAAAAUUAAAAGACUAUAAAGCAAUACUCUAAAAUAAGAAUGAUUCAUGAGUGUCUAUUUAAUCUCUUUAAUAAUCCAGAUUCGGAAAGCUUGUCAGAAUCGUAUAAUUGGACUUCUCUCUUUGAGUUACAAGAGUUUUUACAUCCUGGGGAACAAAAACUCUUACAGACGAUAGUCGAGAUUGCUUUGGAUUAUCAUAAGAUAGUAGCAUUUACAAAAAUUGUUUUAAUACCAACACCUAAUGCAGAAACUACCACAACUCAGUUACCGGAAAAAAAUGUUCCUACUGGAUUAUACAUUAUAGCUUUCUGUACUGGCAUUUACAAAGUUUUAGAUGACUAUAGGAAAGAAAUCAUUGGUCUUGAAGACAUGUACUUGCAGAAUCCUCAACUUCCACUGACAUUCAUCCUCAGCAAAAUUGAGAAAUAUAGAACUCUUUUUCAAGUACUUCUCUCUAUGAUUAAUAUAAUUGAGAAUGAUAAUGUACAUGGUUGCUUACUGAUCGGACGUUUGCAUAAAUAUGUUAGUUGUGGAGUGGAUCAGAUUGUCACAGCAGCAGAUGAAAUCAUUAAAUCAAUGAAUACUGUCUUCUACAGACACUUAUGCAAUUGGAUCAUUUAUGGAGACUUGAUAGAUACAUAUGAAGAAUUUUUUAUUAGAGAUGGUAAGAACCCAGACGAAAAUUUCCUAUAUCCAGAACAAAUGGCUGAACUAGCCACUGAAAAUUUAACAAGUCUUAGUGUACAGAAACGCAAAAUUAGAAGGCCGUCCAUAGUCAGAAAUUUUUUCAUAAAUUGGCAAAUGGUACCGUUAUUUAUCAGUGAAGAUCUAGCAGAGAGCAUUUUGUUUAUGGGUAGAAUAGUAUGGAUUAUAAGGCAUGGUCCUAAAAAAUCUGCCGGUGACAAUAACUAUCAAAUAGAAUAUAAGAGAGAUAUUUGGGAAGGACAAGAUGUCGAAUAUUAUAAAAAGCUGCAGUUAUUAGAAUCCCAAUCAUUUAAUAAUAUCGAAUUCCAGAAGACAAUAGAAGAGUGUAGGGUUAAGUUAACAAAGUAUUUAUGGUCAAUCAUGUUGGAGGAGGGAAAUUUAGUUAAACAUUUACAUCUAAUUAGGGACUACUAUGCAUUAGGUAGAGGAGAACUAUUUCAACAGUUCAUACGGGUAGCAGAAGACCAUUUAAAAGACACGUCUUCGGAUUUAAUAGUGCAAAAUUUAAAUUUUAUCUUCCAUGAAACAGCUAGGAAAAUAUAUGGGGAGAACGAUAAGACCUAUCUGAAAUUUGAAUUGACAUCCAGUUCCGAGGUUACUCGUACGAACCCGUGGUCUAGACUGCAACUAAAUUUUGAAAUAGACUGGCCGCUCCACAUAGUUUUUCAUCCAAAAGUUAUGGAACUAUACAACAAAUUAUUUUGUUAUUUAUUGAAACUACGAAAAACUCAAAUUGAUUUGCAUAAACUCUGGGCAGAUCAGGUAUCAGAAAAAAGAAAAAUCGAUAGGCGAGUUUGGACCCUACGUCAGAACCUAAUGUUCUUGGUCAAUAACCUCCAGUAUUAUUUACAAGUGGACGUUAUAGAGGCUCACUUUUCCCUUCUACUGAAAGCCGUUGAAAACGCCAAUGGGUUCGAAGACAUAAUCAAAGUUCAUCAUGAAUUUAUUUCUGGCUUGUUGGCAAAAACUUUUGUUUCAACGCAGAAUCAGGAACGCACUUGUCAAAACAAACGAAGUCUGUAUCAAGUUCCUGAUGUCCAGUACGAUAUUCCCAGUAGGGUAUACAACAUCAUUAUCAAACUACUGGAAUUAUGCGAUCGUUUUUGCUUAGUCGCUAACACUUGGGAUUCUGAGUUGGCAGAUGUUGAACUCGAAGAGCUGGAAUCCUUCCAAAGUCAAAGCGAUGUAGUUAUAGAAUCGCUGUUAUUUAUACUUCAAAAGUUACACGAAAAAGCCAGCGGACAACAUUUGCUACAGUUACUUUCACAGCUCGAUUUUAAUAGAUAUUUUAGUAAAUAUAGGGCAGAUUUGAACUCAAGCUUAAUUUGAAGAUAUUGUGAUAACGA
Molecule: messenger RNA, 2115 nt
Organism: Diabrotica balteata
Lineage: Eukaryota; Metazoa; Arthropoda; Insecta; Coleoptera; Chrysomelidae
Source: the annotation of a GenBank genome assembly